AAUCGUUAAUUGAAAAUUGGAACAUAACAAAAAAGAUAACCUGUGAAAGUGUGAAUAUUAAAUAGGGAAUAAAUAGGACGUUAUGGCCACAAUUCAGAAUAUAUUGAGUAAAACCAAAUGGAUUGGCCGUAGAACACCUAUCUCAUUAGUUCUACAGAAUGGAAUGUCACAAUAUCCCAAAUAUUAUGAGAAACCAGUCUAUAACUCUUCACUUCAAAAUGAAUUAAUCAAAACUGGUGAAAUCCAAAAAUUAGUACAUGUUCCUAUAAGAGCAGCACUUGUCGACCAAACAUGUUCACAGUUACAUGAUGAAAAAGUGAAUUUAAUGGUGAACUAUAUAAUGAGAGAUGGCAAUAAAACGUUAGCACGGACCUUAAUGGAAAAUGCUUUUAAAAAUAUAAAAAAGAUUCAACUCACAAAAUAUAACAAAUGUGAAACUGAAGAAGAUAAAGCAGCCAUCGAGUUGAAUCCAAAGAAAAUUUUUCAUGAGGCUGUAGAAAAUUGCAAACCAAUCAUGUGCCUAACACCUGUCAAAAGAGGAGGUGUUAAAUAUCAGGUUCCUAUUCCAAUAUCUGCAAAAAGAGCACAGUUCCUAUCAAUGAAUUGGCUUAUCAAUGCUGCAAAAGAAAAAGAUGCCAAUACAAGAUUUAGUUACCAAAUGGCUCUAGAAUUGAUAGAUGGUGCUAAUAAUACUGGAAGGGUAGUAAGGAAGAAACAAGAUUUACAUAGGCAAUGUGAAGCAAAUAGAGCAUAUGCUCAUUAUAGAUGGGGUUAAGUGUUAGGAUUUUCUUCAAUAAAAUUCCUCAGUUGAUAUUUUUAUUUUAUUUCUAAUAGAAAUAUCUUAUUGUACUUCUCUUUAUCAAUAAUUACACCAUACUUAGAACUUA
Molecule: messenger RNA, 887 nt
Organism: Harmonia axyridis
Lineage: Eukaryota; Metazoa; Arthropoda; Insecta; Coleoptera; Coccinellidae
Gene: mRpS7
Product: 28S ribosomal protein S7, mitochondrial
Exons: 4
Coding region: 83-775 (230 amino acids)
Biological process (GO): translation; ribosomal small subunit assembly
Cellular component (GO): ribosome
Molecular function (GO): structural constituent of ribosome; rRNA binding; mRNA binding
Source: RefSeq, a predicted model, not a curated record